AGAGGCUAUGCAAAAGAUAGAGAGAUGAGAUGUUCUUCCUCCCAUAAUAAGGCCAUCGGAAUUGGCUAUGUCCUACACACCAUUCCGAUUCACGCUAAUCAUAAUACUUCCUCAUCUGUUUCAGGACAAUUUCGCCACUUAACCUUGAAAAACCCACUUCGUUUCCAUACCAGUGCUUCCCCAUCUCCUUUCACAGUGAGCUGUAGAGAGAAAAGACGGGAUGAUAUUCCUAUGUCCCCUACUUCAGCUUACGAUGUCCUGGGAAUCGUACCGGGUUGUUCUUCCGACGAGCUAAAAGCCGCUUUCCGAACCAAAGUAAAAGAGUUCCAUCCGGAUGUGAGAAAAGAUGUUGGGGAUUCGGAUUUUAUGAUACGUCGAGUUAUUGAGGCUUAUGAGAUACUAUCCAAGUAUAAUAAAACAGAGAUCAUUGAGAGGGAAUGUCUUGAUCCUUUUGACAAGCCAGAAUGUGAGGCAUAUGAUAUCUUUGUUAAUGAGAUUAUGUGCAUUGGCAAUGGAUGUCCAUAUUCAUGUGUACAAGCAGCAGCUCAUGCCUUCUCAUUCACUCCAUCAACCAGAACUGCUCGUGCAACUUCUCAAGGACAUGGUGAAGACUAUAAAGUCCAGCUUGCUGUUGGGCAGUGCCCAAGAAGUUGUAUUCACUAUGUAACACCUUCACAGAGAAUCAUUCUGGAGGAACUACUAGAUUGUAUCUUGGGUAUGCCAUUUGAUACAUCUGUUGAAGCCGAGUUACUCUAUUCCCUCAUUGUAAAAGCAAAAUUUGAAAACAACCGUUAUCGGAAGCCUAAGAAGCAAGAAAAAGCUUCCACCGGAAAUGUAGACUGGCUUUAACAUUUGUAGACUCACAUUUUUUGAGGAAAUCAAAGAAUACAGGGUAUUAUGUUAUUGUCUUUAGUUUUCUCUUUUUUGAUUGUAGAUAUUUAUUUAAAUCGAUGUUUGAUUUAUUUUAAUUUUCGUUUUUGGUGGAAUUUAUGCCCCGCAUCUAUAGUUGAAGGAUCCUUCCGAUCACAUUUUGACUUUAAAUGUUGUAGUUUUAAUCCUUGAUCCUUAAUUUUCUUUAUUGGAUAGAUUGUUGUUAGUGUGUUAUUGAUGGUCAUUGGCUGAUGAAAUAACUUUU
This is a messenger RNA of Impatiens glandulifera, 1135 nucleotides long. Its product is annotated as chaperone protein dnaJ C76, chloroplastic. NCBI's taxonomy places the organism in Eukaryota, Viridiplantae, Streptophyta, Magnoliopsida, Ericales, Balsaminaceae. The record is from RefSeq and is a predicted model, not a curated record. The transcript has 7 exons. The coding region runs from base 25 to 849 and encodes 274 amino acids.